Molecule: messenger RNA, 2201 nt
Organism: Humulus lupulus (European hop)
Lineage: Eukaryota; Viridiplantae; Streptophyta; Magnoliopsida; Rosales; Cannabaceae
Product: protein BREVIS RADIX
Exons: 8
Coding region: 634-1731 (365 amino acids)
Source: RefSeq, a predicted model, not a curated record
UAAUUUAUUUUUCGUUUUUUUUUUCUUUUCUGAAUUCGGCAUUAAACACCGCAGCUGUAACACAAUCCGAAAGCUUCCAUUCUCACCAAAAUCUCGGACGAUAUAUCGCCGGCAUUUCCUUUCCCCUAGAAAUUAAUCUAUUUCUCUGUCUCUGAUCAGUGCCAUAAGAAGAAGAACAAGAAGGGUAGCAGUAGCGAAAUUGACUCUACCGAAAUUCAAGGGAUAUUAUAUAUUUUCAUAUAUGUAUUUGGCUAUAAUUUUGGGUACCUGAUUGGCUCGCCAGAAAAGAUCCAAGAAAGUUUUAUGCAAAUUCAUUUGUGGCGCAUUGAUAAGCUUUUUAUCGACCUCACUCACUCUUGCUUCAUCACCCAUUUUUCCAUCAAGGUUAUAGAAUAGGUCGUCUAAACAGUGAAGCUGAGUAGCAAGUAACUCGAAAGUACUGGCCUCUUGGGUGGUUGGGAGCUGAGGAGGGCAUAAACGACAUUUUGAUUUUGUGUGCGGAGAAUGUUCCAAUUCCCCGGCCCAAUGGUCCAACUCAUCCCACACAAGAUUCUCUUUUCAGUAGGGGUAUUAUCGUCAUUUCAUGACAUUACAUCUUAGACAAAGGGGUAAAAUCGUAAAACAAAAGCAAAUAUGUUUACAUGCAUAGCAUGUACGAAGCAAAUGGCAGACGAUGGAGGAGACGAAGGUGGAGCGCGUGGCAGCGGAACCCCAAGUACUAAAGAAGCCGUCAAAAGCCUGACGGCGCAGAUCAAAGAUAUGGCAUUGAAAGUCUCUGGAGCUUAUAAGCAGUGCAAACCAUGCACAGGUGGGUCAAGUAGCUAUAGAAAGGGACAGAGGCCUUAUCCCGACUUUGAUACUGCUUCAGAAGGGGUUCCAUACCCCUAUGCUGGAGGUGCAAGCUCAAGUUCAACACCUGCAUGGGAUUUUACUUCUAGUCAUCAUCCUGGUGCAAGAUCAGACUCAAGAUUUACUGGGUUAAUGAGUGGGGACCAGACUCCUAGAGGAGUGUCUGUGUCAGCCCAGUCUUGUGAUGUGGUGUUAGAGGAUGAGGAAGAGCCCAAGGAGUGGAUGGCUCAGGUGGAGCCAGGCGUGCAUAUUACUUUUGUGUCUCUUCCCAAUGGGGGAAAUGAUCUAAAACGAAUUCGUUUCAGUCGAGAGAUGUUUGACAAGUGGCAAGCGCAGAGAUGGUGGGGUGAGAACUAUGACAGAAUCAUGGAGCUCUACAAUGUCCAGAGAUUUAAUCGGCAAGCUCUUCAGACUCCUUGUAGGUCAGAGGAUGAGAGAGAUUCCUCUUACUCAAGAAUGGGGUCUGCUAGGGAAAGUCCGUCAAUAAAUAAAGAUUGGACUCCAAGAAGCCAUUAUAAACCCCCUGGAAAUAGAUAUUUCCCUCCUGACACAUAUGAUCAUGUUGGUGGUGGUCAUCACUACAAUGCUAGUUCAAGUGGUUAUGUUAUAGGUGGCCACAAAGGAGAGACAUCAUCUUUUGAUGCCUCCAGGACAACAACCUCAUCUCGAGAUGAGGCUUCGGUUUCAGUGAGCAAUGCCAGUGACCUGGAGACCGAAUGGGUUGAACAAGAUGAGCCUGGUGUGUACAUUACUAUUAGACAGCUAGCCGAUGGCACUAGGGAGCUGCGGCGUGUCAGAUUCAGCCGGGAAAAGUUUGGGGAGGUGCAUGCAAAGUUAUGGUGGGAGGCAAAUAGAGAAAGAAUACAAGCUCAAUACCUUUAAAGUUUUGUGACACAAGACAACCAACAGUUGAGGAGGAUGAUUAGAAAGAAAAAGAACUAAGAUGCAUAUGGAUGUCUCGAAAAGCCAAUCUUCCACUGAGAAUGGAAAAUGGCUUUGCCCCCUCACCUCUUAUACAAGUUGAAUUGACAUUCUUUGAUCUAACACUACUACUACACAAGUAAUGGUUUCCUGCUGCUCAAGACCAUUUUUAUUUUUACUUUUAGUGGGAACCUUAUACACAUGAUCUCUUGAUGUGUUCGGUUUUGCCUUAAUUAUGCCUUUCUUAUUUACAAAUGAUAAUAUUACAUCUUACUACAUUUUUUUGAGGCCUUUUUCCCAUUUUGGGACUCCUGUCUUUUCGGCAGCAGCAUCAUCAUCAUCAUAUAUAUAUAUAUAUUUUUUUUGCUGUCAUAUUGCAUAUCAGCUCUAGUUUGUAACACAGUUGAUAGUUUGAGAAAUGAAAUCGGAAG